CUAACGCCCGCAUAAGCGGUGAAUAGGAUUUGCCCCCUGACCGUGAGAAAUCACGAUUCCCAUCGAUCCCCAUUCUCAACGGAAUCACUCCGCUCGCCGCCGGCGCCGCCACGCCGUCGCCUGCCGCCAUGCUCCGCCUGCGAAGCUGCAUCCUCACCCGUCUCCUCUACUCUCCCUCCUGCGCGAGUCCCAUCACCCCUCUCCACCGACUGCUCUCAGCGGCAGCGGCUGCGGCCGACCCAAGCCCAGCGUUCGCCGUCGAGCAGUACCUCGUCGACACCUGCGGCCUCACCCGGCCCCAAGCCCUCAAGGCCUCCGCCAAGCUCGCCCACCUCAAGUCCCCCUCCAAGCCCGACGCCAUGCUCGCCUUCCUCGCGGACCUCGGCCUCUCCAGCGCCGACGUCGCCGCCGCCGUCGCAGGGGACCCGCAGUUGCUCUGCGCCGACGUGGACAAGACCCUGGCCCCCGUCGUCGCCGGGCUCACCGGCCACGGCCUCUCGCGCACCGAGGUCGCGCGCCUCGUCUCGCUCGGCCGCACCAUCUUCCGCUGCAGAUCCAUCGUCUCCAACCUCCCAUACUACCUAUCGCUCUUCGGAUCCUACGAGAACCUCCUCAAGUUACUCAAGAAGAGCCCCGAACUCCUCGGAUGCAGCCUGGAGAAGGUGGUCAAGCCCAACGUCGCGUUCCUGCGGGAGUGCGGGUUAGGAGACUGCAUCCUGUCCAAGGUGCACCUCCCGACGCAGCGCAUACUUUCCACCAACCCAGAGCGCCUCCCUGCAAUGGUGGCGUGCGCCGAAGGCCUCGGCGUACCCCGUGGAUCUCCGAUGUUCAGGCACGUGCUAUACGCCGUGGCAAUGAUCGGCGAGGAUAAAGUCACUGCCAAGGUGGAUUACUUGAAGAGAACUUUCAGGUGGUCAGAUGCUGAGGUGGGUGUUGUUGCUUGUAAGACUCCGCAGCUGCUGUCCAGGUCCAAGGACACGCUGCAGCGCUUGUCCGAGUUCUUUAUCUCUGAGCUGGGUUUGGAACCCGCGGACAUUGCUCAUCGUUCAGUAGCGCUCACGUAUAGCCUGGACAGCCGCCUCAAGCCCCGGUACUACACUGUAAAGUUUCUCGAGAUAAAUGGGUUGGUCAAGAGCUUCCCGAGCUACUAUACGAUUUUCCACCUGACCGACAAGGUAUUCGUGGAGAGGUACAUAUGCCCUCACAAGGAAGCUGCUCCCCACCUAUAUGAAGACUAUGUCGCCGCUUGCAAAGGGGAAGUAUCCACUAGAUUCUUAUCUGCUUGAACCAAGACCCUGACAUGGAAAUGUGGAACUUUUUGUGGCACUACAAAGUUUUCACUCCUUGGAGUAAUCUGUAGAGAAGAAAUCAUUGCCUGCAACGAUGUGAAAAAAAUACAUCAUAUACAUAUUUAUGUCUCUCACUUUUAUGUAAGAUCAUGGAGAUAACAUGUGUGGGUGGACCAAUUUUCUAUCAAAACCAGGAAGCAUUAAUCAGAAAGCGAAAGAACUGCGCCGUUUUCCACUAAAAUAUCAAAAAACUUCAAUGAGGCUUAUGGCCACACUGGAUAGAAGGUACAAUCUUAUCCAUAUUUUUACGUGUCUCAGUUCUUCAGAACCAGACUUAGUUUCUCAACAUAUUCCUUUAUCACACCCCAUCUGUAUGACAUUAGCUCUUGUGUUUUCAGAACAUUGGUCCUGGGCUUAACUAGUUCUAUUGACAAAUCACUUUCUUAUCUUAAAAUACAUCAGUCAUUACUGGAGCUUAAGAGUUCCAGAUGAUUAAGAUAUGGCAAAGUCCUUCAUGGGAUUGAAGGGGAAAAUGCAACACAUGUGGUUCCUUCUAUAAGCUAAGCUGGGUUUCUGGAAUAAUUUUUCUUUAGGUAUUUCUCUACAUUUUCUUUAUAUUGUGUUUAUCUAUCCAUGAUGGCUCAUCUGUAUUGAUCAUCUUCAUGGAGCAAAUUUCCUUUGGCUAAGAAAAUUGUAGAGACAUGUGUUGAUUCUGCAAACAUUAGUUGCCGAGUAGCUUUCAGCAGCGAUUUAGCUUUAUUUGCGCCUAAAAGCUCGUCAACUACAUGCUGCAGCAUCAUGUCCAAAUUCUGUCUAUGCAAUGCUUAUUUCCUUCUCUCAUUUUUGUAUUACUCGCUGAUUGCUAUGGCACCCUUAAUAAAGUUGCUUACGCCGAUGUGAUUC
Messenger RNA from Lolium perenne, 2192 nucleotides. The record is from RefSeq and is a predicted model, not a curated record. NCBI's taxonomy places the organism in Eukaryota, Viridiplantae, Streptophyta, Magnoliopsida, Poales, Poaceae.